Messenger RNA from Tarenaya hassleriana, 1033 nucleotides. RefSeq names its product diacylglycerol kinase theta-like. The transcript has a single exon. Bases 81 to 839 code for a protein of 252 amino acids. NCBI's taxonomy places the organism in Eukaryota, Viridiplantae, Streptophyta, Magnoliopsida, Brassicales, Cleomaceae. The record is from RefSeq and is a predicted model, not a curated record.
CAGCGAAGACUUUGAAGUUUCAAACUUCCAUCAAGAUCCGAGCCAUUGAUCAGAUUCACGUCGACCAACCAAAUUAACCGAUGGGGAGACCGAAGGCGCAACCGGGAAGUUCCAUUCGACAUUUCAGCCAUCCCCACCCGUUGCAGUUCUCAGCCUCCGACCCUCGAGAUGGCUCAGCUUCUUGUUCAGCCUGCAAGCUCAAGCUCGCGGGUCUACCAUCUUACUCCUGCUUGGCCUGCGCCUUUAACCUCCACGAGAAAUGUGCAGAAAUGCCUCGGAAGAUCAAACACCCUUUCGACGAAAUCCAUCUCCUAACCCUGAUUCCCCUUCCCCGAUACGAAGAAGGACGUUUCAGAUGCGACGCCUGUGGGAAAGACGGAGAUGGCUUUUCUUACCAUUGCGGAGAUUGCGGGAUCGAUCUCCACACUGUCUGCGCCAACAUGCCUUCCCAUGUCUCGAACCAGUCUCACCCUCAGCACGAGCUCCGGCUCACGUUUUCGGUUCCCGACAGCUCGGGGAGCUUCUGCUGCAUGAUAUGCCGAGGUAUGGGUUCGAAUUCAUGGCUGUAUAGGUGCAACGAGUGCGGAUUCAAUGCUCAUUUGAUUUGUGCGAGAAAAAGGGUUCGUCAACAAAGUUCUAAUCCUGCACCGAACGUCAACAACUGCAUCAACCGUCCAAACCCGUCGCCGCAUGCUAAUAUGAAACCUAAUCAUCUUGGCCCAGCAAAUGCAGCAGCAUCAAGAACAGUUAACCAGAUCCUGAGCAAUGUUUUAGCAAGUUCGUCAUCCGAUCCGGAUCCGGAUCCAGAUCAAGAUGCACAUGUUCACGAGGAACAGUGAGUUUAAUAAUUCUAACAUAAGGGUUUGAUCCAAUCUUUCUUUACCAGAUUCUAUCCUUUCAUGUUCUCAGGACAAGAUCUCUUGCUUUUGUUUUAUGUUGUCUUUUACAGUUAUGAAAUAACAUUGAAUCGCUUGUUGUUAAGGAGAUGAGGGUUUGUGGAAGUGAAAUGAGAAGAUGAAUUUGUUUCCUCGUU